AUGGAUGCACGUAUCGAUUCAAGGGCGCCGUCGGUCGAAGGCAACGACAAUGCAGACAUCAACGCUCCGCUCAAGGCUGCCCCGAAGCUAGUCGCUCCCGAGCCUGAACACUGCCCUGGUCCUGAAUCGCAAAGCGCCGGCAAGGGCGAUGCUUGCGCCGGCUGUCCAAACCAGCAAAUCUGCGCCACCGCUCCCAAAGGUCCCGAUCCAGACAUUCCCCUCAUCACUGCCCGUCUUGCGUCCGUCAAGCACAAGAUUCUCGUCCUCAGUGGCAAGGGAGGCGUCGGCAAGUCCACCUUCACCACCAUGCUAGGCCAUGCCUUCGCCGCCAACCCGGACGCCCAAGUAGGCAUCAUGGACACGGAUAUCUGCGGACCCAGUAUCCCCAAGAUGAUGGGAGUUGAACAAGAGACGAUCCACGUCAGCAAUGCUGGCUGGAGCCCUGUUUGGGUUACCGAGAAUUUGGGUGUCAUGAGCGUCCAAUUCAUGUUGCCAAAUCGCGAUGAUGCCGUCAUCUGGCGUGGUCCCAAGAAGAAUGGCUUGAUCAAGCAGUUCCUCAAAGACGUUGAGUGGGGCGAGCUGGAUUACCUCGUUGUCGACACUCCUCCUGGAACCAGUGAUGAACAUUUGAGUGUCAACAGCUUCCUCAAAGAGUCUGGUGUUGAUGGUGCUGUUGUUGUCACCACUCCCCAAGAAGUUAGUCUGCUCGAUGUACGCAAGGAGAUCGACUUCUGUCGCAAAGCAGGCAUCAAGAUCCUCGGCAUUGUCGAGAACAUGUCAGGGUUUGUCUGUCCCAAGUGCACACAUGAGAGUCAGAUCUUCAAGGCCACCACUGGUGGUGCCAGACGUUUGGCUCUGGAUAUGAAUAUUCCUUUCCUCGGCGCCGUUCCUCUGGAUCCUCGUAUUGGUAUGGCUUGCGACUUUGGCGAAAGCUUCUUCGACAACUUCCCUGACAGCCCUGCUUGCAAGGCUCUGCGCGAUGUCGUUCGCAGAGUUGGCGAAGAGAUGGGUGUUGACACAACAUACAAUGAAGAUUGA
Messenger RNA from Aureobasidium pullulans EXF-150, 1038 nucleotides. Its product is annotated as cytosolic Fe-S cluster assembly factor NBP35. Gene Ontology annotation, cellular component: cytosol. The transcript is spliced from 2 exons. Gene Ontology annotation, molecular function: 4 iron, 4 sulfur cluster binding; ATP binding; ATP-dependent FeS chaperone activity. NCBI's taxonomy places the organism in Eukaryota, Fungi, Ascomycota, Dothideomycetes, Dothideales, Saccotheciaceae. The coding region runs from base 1 to 1038 and encodes 345 amino acids. The record is from RefSeq and is a predicted model, not a curated record. Gene Ontology annotation, biological process: iron-sulfur cluster assembly.